AUGAAAGGAAUAGAAUAUCUUGGAGAAGCAUUAUCACUAAUAAAUGCUAUGCAGGUUUACCUCGCAGCAAAGUUUCUGAUAACAGACUUCAUUGCAAUAUUCUUCAUAGAGAGCUUUGUAUCUUCAUUGAUAAUCUUUUUACUGUCUGCUCCAUUUGUCGUAAAGAAAACAACCUUCAAGGAGGUCUCCAAUAAUCAACUGGAGUACUUCUUCUCAGGGCUUAUUACAUUUUUGACAUGUCAUGUAUGGUACAAAUGUGCAGGGAUGAUAUCUAUCAGUUUUGGAUUGGCUGCAAAGGGGCUGUGCUAUCCAUUAUCUGUGAUGCUGAUGUUUGCCAUAUCAUCUUCGAUCACUGGUAGCAUGAUGAGGAAUCUUAGCAUGGUGGUUGUCAUCUUUAUCAACAUCUUGCACUCUGUGGACACGAGCCUGGAUGGAUUUUUUGAUAUAUACUCGGGUAUUUUUUACCUGGUGCUAUAUGUGAUAUUUGCUGUUUCAUCUGACUUCAUAGCGAGAUGCAUGAUUAACAGAAACGGAAUAACAAAGUUUCUGGUUGCAAACUCGUUCUAUAUCAUAUUGUAUUCUUCCUUGCUUCUUCUCGAUCCAGAUAUAGACAAUAGCUCGGGAGUGCAAAUCUUUAUGAAGAAGAAUCCAUACACAUGCAUUGCACUUACCGCAAUGUCCACCAUUUCGAAGAUCUUGGGCCCAUACUACAUAUUCAAGCAGGGGACUGUUGCAUACAGCAACACAAGAGUAUCUACAUAUGCAUAUUUCAAUAUUAUAAAGUGCUUGGCUGAUGUAUGUGGAUUCUGGAGGCUUGGUGAGGCAAUUUUCCAUUUGAUGAUUUACCUGAUGGUGAUGUUUGUUGAAUGA
Messenger RNA from Ordospora pajunii, 870 nucleotides. RefSeq lists its product as uncharacterized. Lineage: Eukaryota; Fungi; Microsporidia; Ordosporidae. Bases 1 to 870 code for a protein of 289 amino acids. The transcript has a single exon. The record is from RefSeq and is a predicted model, not a curated record.